Molecule: messenger RNA, 1629 nt
Organism: Drepanopeziza brunnea f. sp. 'multigermtubi' MB_m1
Lineage: Eukaryota; Fungi; Ascomycota; Leotiomycetes; Helotiales; Drepanopezizaceae
Source: RefSeq, a predicted model, not a curated record
AUGGAGUCCUCGCCCCUGAUUCUGGCCCACGACCACGCCCGAGCUGCUUCCGUGGCCACCCAGAGUUCGGAUACGACGGUGGCAAUCAACGAACAUGCGCUGGCAGCCGGGGAAUUUGCAAGGGCUGCAGCUGGUACUGGCAGUGCGGAGGCGUUGCGGACACUCCGACUACUCGAGCAACAUCACCAGCGGCUCUCUGAACUCCUUCGCUACCCGUCCGAGAACCCACCUGCUACAGCGACAGCGACAGCGACAACGACAACGACAACAGCGAUAGAUUCUGCCGAGACAGAGGUGCCGCCCGUGUCAGAGAAGCCGCUCUCGACAUCAGCGGCGCUCGCAGAGCUACGAGCUUCCAAGUCGGAUCUGGGUCUGGCUCCGGGUCCGAGUCCGAGUCCGAGGUCGUCCUCGCCUCUUCGAAACCCUCCAAGUCUGUCGCAUCCUCGCCGUCUGCCUCCCCGAGACUUGAGCUCAUCGAUCGCGAGUAAUCUUGCUUCCGCGAGGGGAAUACGCGCCAACUAUGCUAGGCAGCCACUCUCCCCAAGUGUCUCUACUCAACAAGCGGCUGGAGGAUUAGAAGCUCUUCCUCGUAGAGAUGGCAAGCGCUCCAAGGUUCCGGCUACUAUUCCCGAGAUCUCUCAGCCAAGCUGGGUUCCGCCUGCGGUAGUCGGUUCAAAGAAGUCGGAUUCUCAAGUAUCAGCUGUCGUCGCAGAAGUACCAACUGCGAGCGACGAGGGCUUCUCCCGAUUCUACAAUACCUUCGAGAGCUUCCUCUCCAAGCUCUCCGCUCCUCUUGCAUUCGCCGGUCUGCCCUUGAUUUCUGAGGAAGGUCAAGCUCCACCCCCCGAACCGAUCAAAGGCAAGCAACGUCCCCAGAGCAACGACAGGUCCAGCUCGGAUCCAGACAUCACGAAAUACAUCUCACGCGCAGCACUCCGUGCGUCGGCUCGUGACGGUCAGUCCGGGAAUGACUCAUUCUACGUGGUGCCUACCGGUGGCGGCACAAUUCCGUACGCAGCCAUCGUAUCUUACGAGCGAAAGGAGAAGCGACGAAUGGCAGCAUCCAUACAUAGUGAGAACGCCGACCUUUUCGCUGAUCCAAACGAUGAUGACGAUUUCGUGGAUGCAAGGGAAACACCCAUGCCCGCAUCCCCAUCAGCGUCUAGGCGAAGCUUCGCACGCAAGCUGAGUAGCCGGGAAGUUGAGCACAAAGUCGAGGAACUGGACACGGAGAACAAGAGCCUGAAAGACUGCAUCGAUAAACUCAGUAAACGACUCCAUGCCUUUGAGAUGUCUGCUCAGCAAAACAGUAUGGCGCUUCAGGAGAGCAUUCGCUUGACGCAAAAUAUGAGUCCAGCGAGAGAACUGCCUGGUCGCGGGGACGAAGGCCUGAAGCGAAGGAUGCUGGAACUGGAAGAACAUGUUUCCUUCGGUAGAAGAGAGAUUGAGAGGCUGGGAAGGGAGAACGAGAAACUGAAGAGCGUCUUGGUCCGGUAUCGCGAGCGGUGGGAGACGUUGAAGGAAGGCGCAAAGACGCGGCGAGAUGGUACCGCGAGUAAGGAUGCUGGAAGUAAGGGAGUACCCAAGAAGGACGGUGACCCUGCUGCUGGUCGCUUUGUGGCUGGAUAA